CCAUUUUAUCGUCUUCUGCCAUUGGUGACAGGCCAAAGCUCGUACACACAUGCGAUUUGAGAAAGGCUGAAAAGGAGGGAGAGGAGGAGGUAGCAAGAAAAUUUUGUUAAUACAAGCACCGGAAAUUGGAAUGGGUCGGUCUCUUGUCUUCUCCACCAACUGUCCUCUCAGAUUUUCUCCACGACCCAGAUUGAUUCCACCUCUGAACCCCCCAACUCAGUAUGGAGUUCAGAUAGUUAGUGGCGAUUCUCAACGUGGGUAUCAAAGAAUUCAGUUUUUCAACACCAAAUCCAGUAAGAAACUAUGCAUGAGAGCUGCAUUAUCAGAUGUCUCCAAUCAGAAAAAGUUCCCAAAAGUGGGUGCCCAAGUAACUGGACCAAUUCCUCCAACUCAGCUCCUUCAAGUUGUUGAGACUGCUGCUAAAACUGGCGCUGAGGUCGUGAUGGAUGCUGUUAAUAAGCCUCGAAAUAUCACAUAUAAAGGACUGACUGACUUAGUAACUGACACAGAUAAAAUGAGUGAGACUGCUAUUUUAGACAUAGUGAGAAAGAACUUUGGAGAUCACCUCAUCCUUGGGGAAGAAGGAGGAGUUAUAGGUGAUUCGUCAUCUGAUUAUCUCUGGUGCAUUGAUCCUCUAGGAUCUUCUAGCUGCACCACCUUCUGCUUAGCUGUCCAGUCAGCUGUUUUAGCUGUGCCUACCGUCCUGCGUGCCUGUUCCAGUCAAAAGCCAGCUGUGCCGCCAACUAGUGCAGCUGUCAGGAGAAGAGCCUGGGAGUGAUCAAAUGAGCAUCAUACUGGACCCUUAACUGGGAGUUGUUAGUCUUCCAAAUAUUGCUAGAAUCCAUCCUAACUUAUGUCUACAUCCCAGCUGGAGAAGAAGGGAUCCGACCUGGUCAUUUCGAAUUUCAAAAUUCAAAUUGGGGACCAUUUUCCUGUGUUAGGCGGAGGAAAUUCCAUAUCCAUCUCACCCAAGCCCACUCCGAAAAAGCCCAAAUUCACUCGGGCUGAAAAAGGUAAAUGGAUUGAUCAUGUGGGGGCGAGUAAGGAAACCUGGAAGAUACUUGGGGCCAAGGCUAGAAGUCCAAAAUUCAAAACAAGACGCCCGAAAGUUAAAUGGAGGCCCAAAAAAGUCAACUCGACACAAGAUAUUAACCCUAAAUUGCUAAAAAACACUGAGUCGGGCAUUUCUUCAGAAAAAAACUUCCGCUCUGCCUUCGGACUUGUGCCCUAAAAGAGGAGAUAUUGAAGAUAUGGUCGUGCUUUGUUUCGAGAAGAGGUAUGUAGACACUGUCCCUCACUAUGAAAUCACACUAAAUAUGAAAUUUCUCAAUGAAGUUGCUCUUCCGUCUCUUGGGUUCACUCAAUCUCUCGAGGUGUUGACUCCGAUUUCUUGAGUCUGAAAACCCAUUUGCAUUGGCUAUCAAUGAUGAGUCUGUUUCAUCCCCUUUGCCGAUCUCUAAAGAAAUGGAGUGGUUAAGCAGCCUUCUAAUGUGCCUGCUGAGUGGAGUUGCCCAGAUAUACUCCUCUUGCGUAAUUCAGAAUAUCAAAGGUAUUAACCAACUGUUCGGUGUCUCUUAUAAGGGGUUUGAAGACAGAGCAUUAGCACUGUUUGCUGAGUGGGAUAAAAGAAAUGGUAAGAAGGAUGCUACUAGUCUACAGACGAAUAAGGGAAAGAAGAAACAAUAAGAAGUGGGGCUAAAGGAACUGAAGCGACUUCAAUGUUUAGUAAAACUAUGACAGGAAGGAAAGAAAUGCAGGGGACUACUUCAGAGAAUACAACAGUGUCUCAAUGAUGGGAAAAACCAUAUCUUAGAAAGUAAAGGGUCUCAAUGAUCCAAAUAAAAGAAACAUUAUAAGAGGUUGUCUGUCUAGAUGGAAACCAACGAUGGUAUGCUUCCAAGAAACCGAAAUCCAGGAGGUCAGUGAGAAAAUCAUUAAAAGUUUGUGGAAUUUGAAUUCAAUUGGAUGGUUUUCCAGUACGGCUUGGGGAAAUGCUGGGGGCAUUCUGGUUAUGUGGAAUAAAGACAUGGAUUGGCUUUCGGGGGAAACUACUGCUUCCUGUUUAUUCAAUAGCUCUUUAAACGGUUUUGAAUGGUUCUUCACAGGCGUGUACUGUAGAGAUAACAAUGCUGAGAGGACAACUCUUUGGGAAUAAAUUUCUGCUUGUAUGCACAGAUGGGGUAAUAACAGGGUGAUUAGUGGAGAUUUCAACAUGACUCUGAAAAGAUGCAAGAGGUCCAACAAUCAAUUCUUUGUUUAUGAAGCUAGAGAGUUUCAAUCCUUUAUUGAUAUCUAUGGUCUGGUUGAUUUUUCUCUGAAAGGUGAGAAUUGGACAUGGAGCAAUGACAGAGGAACUCCUUACUCAAGUAUCGAUAGAUUUCUUGUCAAUCAUGAUCUUCUCCUAGACACGCCGAGUCUCACUCAAAAGGUACUCAUUAGAUCUCUUUUUAAUCACUUCGCUAUUGUUCUUGAUCCUGGGGGUAUCAAAUGGGGUCUUUCACCAUUUAGAAUUGACAAUAAAUGGUAUAAAAUUGGUAGUUUGAAGACCAUGGUUGAAUCUGUGGAAAAAUUCAAGCUAUAGAGGUCCUCCUAACUAUUGCCUUGCCAACAAGUUCAAAAUUUGAAAGAAAAAAUUAAAAUGUGGGCUAAGAAAGUGGAAAGGGCCUAGGAAAUUCAUAUCAGUGAGCUUAUGAAUGAACUCGAUAUCUUGGAAAAGAAAGAUGGUGAAUCGGGUUUGUCUCUUACUAAUAGAGAAAGGAAAAACAAUUUAAAUUAGAGUUAGCAACCAAACUCAAUUUGGAAAUCGUAUCUUGGAAACAAAAAGUUAGAGAAAAAUGACUUAAAGAGGAUGGCAAACAUACCCAAUAUUUUCACUGCCUUGCCAAUUAUCGUAGAAACAUUAAUUAUGUAGAAGAACUUUUUAUUGGCAACUCCAGAGUUGAAGCCAACACAGAAAUGAGAGACAGUGCAUGCAAAUAUUUUCAAAAUAUGUUUAUAGAAGAAUGUUCUAGGAGACCGAAACUAGAUAAUCAUCACUUUAACAACUUAGAUGAUUUAGCCAUUUCCCAAUUGGAAGUCGAAUUUACUGAAACCGAGGUGACAAAACCCCGGGUCCAGACGGAUUUAACAUGAAAUUCUUUCAUUUGUUUUGGGGUGUGGUAAAAGAUGAUGUUAUGGAGUUCUUCAUGGAUUUUCAUAAGAAUUUCUCGUUUUUCAAAUUAAUAAAUUCUACCUUUAUGGUUUUGAUUCCAAAAAAAGAAAAAUACAUCAAACAUUAAAGACUUCCACCCUAUUAGUUUGGUUGGCUGUGUCUAUAAACUUCUCUCUAAAGUGUUGGCUAAUAGAUUGUCUAAAAUUAUUGGAUCCAUCAUUGGAGAAAACCAAUAAGCUUUUGUUUAUGGAUGUUAAAUUUCUGAUGC
Carica papaya (papaya) is the source of this 3419-nucleotide messenger RNA. Lineage: Eukaryota; Viridiplantae; Streptophyta; Magnoliopsida; Brassicales; Caricaceae. The record is from RefSeq and is a predicted model, not a curated record.